This is a messenger RNA of Sclerotinia borealis F-4128, 720 nucleotides long. The record is from the annotation of a GenBank genome assembly. NCBI's taxonomy places the organism in Eukaryota, Fungi, Ascomycota, Leotiomycetes, Helotiales, Sclerotiniaceae.
AUGCGUCUCCCAACCAUCUCCGCGCUUUCGCUUCUAUUCCUUCUCCCCUCAACUCUCGCAACCCAUCUCCUUCUCACAAUCCCGACGACUCCCCAAUUCAAUCCAUCAACUCUCCCACCCUCCACCCACGCAACUCUCAGCACCCUCUCCCACACGCACACCGCGCCUCUCACUCCCUCCAACUCCUUUUCAUUCCGCAACCUAACAAGUGGAUCUUAUCUCCUCACCAUUUCCUCCCCAACUCACGCUUUUAUCCCUCUUCGAAUCGACACUCAUCCUGCUUCCUCGGAGUCAAAUCUCAUUCCUAUCGAAGCUUUCACUACUUUCCGCGCCAACGAAUGGAGUAAUAAGGGAGAAAAUAUUCCGGUUUCUAAGCUUGGAAAUGACAAAUAUACUGCGGAGGUUAGGGUUCUCGUCGAAAAGAAUUAUUACCUUGAGCGCGUAGGCUUUUCGCCGUUGAGUUUACUGAAGAAUCCAAUGAUUUUGAUUGCUGGGUUCAGUAUGGUUAUUGUGUUUGGAAUGCCUUAUCUCAUGGACAAUAUGGACCCAGAACUCAAAGCCGAAUUCGAGGAGCGACAGAAGAGUGGUGGUGGACUUACAGGUGGCGCUAGUGGCGCAAAUCCAUUGCAGAAUUUCGAUGCGGCGGCUUGGUUGGCUGGAUCUGGGGGCAAGAAGAACGAGGGGAGUGCUUCAAGUGGUGGAAUAGAGGUUAUCAGAUAA